This is a messenger RNA of Phlebotomus papatasi, 1923 nucleotides long. Its product is annotated as lipoma-preferred partner homolog. Gene Ontology annotation, cellular component: stress fiber; focal adhesion. Gene Ontology annotation, biological process: cell-cell adhesion. Bases 1 to 1548 code for a protein of 515 amino acids. The record is from RefSeq and is a predicted model, not a curated record. Lineage: Eukaryota; Metazoa; Arthropoda; Insecta; Diptera; Psychodidae. The transcript has 5 exons.
AUGAACGGGCUCAAUGAGAAAUUGCAGCAGAUGAAGCUUAAGGGGGAACUGGAGAAGAGUCCCAAACGAGUAGGACCUCCAAUACCUCCAAAGCCUAAGCAUCCCAAUCCCAAUUCUAUAACGAGUGAUAGUGUGACUGUCCGUCAUGGGAAUCAGCCCAUUUACAAUAAUGUCAGCCAAAUGAACACCCUGGACAAUUCUAUUGUCCUCGAUCAGCAAUUGGCUGCUCUGGAGUAUCAUAAGCAGACCCUCGAGGCUCAGAAACAGCGAAACAUCACUCCGAGCCCCCAUGGGGCACCUGACAAGCCUGAAAAUCCCAAUCGGAAUGCCGAUGGGCUUGUCUACAGUAAUAUAGUCCACAGUCGUGGGCGUGAGGAGAAGAAUCUCUACUCCAACAUUCCCUACAAUCGUUCAACUUCGGAUGAUUUCCCUCCUCCACCACCCCUUGAGCUCAAUCCUGACCCCACCCAUGAAUAUUCUAGACAUGUAUCCUCGGAAGAUGAACUUCCUCCUCCUCCAAGUCCUGUCAGUUCAUCUUACAGCGAACUCCGCCGUGCUAUCGAUAGUGGCUAUCCCACGAUGUCCACCUACGCGGGCAUCCACCCAGCGCACGUGGAGCAGAACCACGGAAACUUUGCGGGAAUCUAUCAGAACGAGUACGGGGCCUAUGCUCCAAUCUCUCAGACGGAUAACAGUUUGAAUAGCGAUUAUUAUGGAUAUGGAUCAUCCUCUCAGAAUUCUUCGACUUACGAGUCGAUCUACGAGCCCAUUAAUCCCCGGCCAGCUAGUGAGAUGUCCUCUCGCUCAAAUUAUUCUCUGUACACGCCAUACGGGAGCCGGGAGGCUGGUGGGGGCUACAAGGGAGCCCCCAAGGAGGCCGAAGUAGAUGUGCUAACGGAGAUGCUGGUGCAGUCGCUCGAUGGCCAUGCAGAUGCCGAUAGCUAUGGGAUAUGCGUAAAGUGCGGCGACCGGGUUAUUGGGGAGAAUUCGGGGUGUACGGCAAUGAAUCAGAUCUAUCACAUUGAGUGCUUCACAUGCUGCCAGUGCCAGAUCAAUUUGCAGGGCAAGCCAUUCUAUGCACUUGAGGACAAGCCCUACUGCGAGGAUGACUAUUUGAAUACACUGGAAAAGUGCUCGGUGUGCAUGAAGCCUAUUCUUGAGAGGAUUCUACGUGCCACGGGGAAACCCUAUCAUCCAGGAUGUUUCUGCUGUAUCGUCUGUGGGAAGAGUCUCGAUGGGAUUCCCUUUACUGUUGAUGCUACAAACCAGAUUCACUGCAUUGAGGACUUUCACAAAAAAUUUGCUCCUCGCUGCUGUGUCUGCAAAAUGCCAAUAAUGCCGGAGCCGGGAAAGGAGGAGACUGUGCGUGUCGUGGCUCUGGAUCGAAGCUUCCAUCCGUCGUGCUACAAAUGUGAGGAUUGCGGUCUGUUGUUGUCGUCAGAGGCAGAAGGACGCGGGUGCUAUCCGCUGGAUGAUCAUGUUCUAUGUAAGAGCUGCAAUGCUAAGAGAGUUCAGGCACUCACAAGUCAUAUGUCCACUGAACUCUAAAAAUCAUUCUGCUCGGUGCUGAGCGAUUUUUGCCAUAAAACUUACAAUUUGAUAUUCCAGAAAGUGAAAGAGGGAGAAAAUUGUGGUAGAAAAGUUUUUUUUGUCUGUUUUUAUUACUUUACAAAGUUAUUCGUUUUGUUACAAUGUUGUGAGAGUUUUUGGGAGAAGACUUUUAUUUUCCAGAAAAGAAGCAUUCCAGAAGGGAGAAUAGAGAUUUAAUCACAUGAAAUAUCGGCAGUACGAUGAACGCUUAUUAAAUGUUUUCUUUUUUUAGAUGAAGAAAAAAAGCACUUGAUGAAUUUUGUAAGAGAAAAAAUGUCAUUUGCAAUAUUUGUACUCGUGUUUGUACUUAAUAAAAUAAUCCAAUGGCUAAAU